AUGUCCAGCGCCACUUGCAUCUUUUGCGCCAAUGUCGCCGAGCCAGCCUCGACGAAAUGCACGGCCCACAAGUACCGGCGAAAGUGCGUCGUCGACGACUGCUUCAACCAGGUCUACGCGCGCCUCCGCUGCGUCAGCCAUGGUGGCAAGAAGCUCUGCAAGCACCCGCAGUGCGAAACCCCGGCGCGUCGCGGCAGCUUUUGCACCAAACACGCGGCCAAGGUCGCGCGCCCGGCCCUUCACGCGUCUCCGUGCGCUGUCGAUGGCUGCGGCAUGCAAAAGCGCGUCGGCGGCUACUGCUGGCGCCACCGCAAUCGCAUGGCACCACCCACGUCGGUAGCCGACCUCGAUGAUGACGCGCGCGCGCUCGACGCCCUCCCACAGCUUUUCGAUUGGCUCCAAGUCGAAUUUGCCACGGCUUGA
Messenger RNA from Saprolegnia parasitica CBS 223.65, 423 nucleotides. RefSeq lists its product as hypothetical. The record is from RefSeq and is a predicted model, not a curated record. The transcript has a single exon. Lineage: Eukaryota; Oomycota; Saprolegniomycetes; Saprolegniales; Saprolegniaceae. Bases 1 to 423 code for a protein of 140 amino acids.